AUGCUGCGCCAGCUGAGUCUGACGAACGCCGUCAAAAACGUCGGAAGACGAUGGAACGCGCGCAAUAAAUUGCUUAGGAUGUAUGGAAACCCAUGCCAGGGCUGCAAAUGUUUCGGCUCGCAGGCGACAACGCCCUGCGCGCCAAAGCCUACGCAGGCUGCAGCGGCGCCCGAGUUCGAUCUGAGAUUCGUGGACCCGCUGAAGAAGGCUGGAUGUUCGGAGGGAUAUGAAUUCGAGAGGCUGGACGACCUCAGCAGCCUCAUCAAGGUUGUAGACUCGUCCGUGCCCUCGAUUACCGACGCGACACCCGUAAAGAUGCUGACGAUACCUCCACGAGUGAUCGAGGAGCUUACGGAGCGGGCGUUUGUCGAGAUUAUGCAUUUUCUGAGGGCGGAUCACCUCAAGCAACUGCGGGGAAUCCUGGAUGACGCAGAGGCCAGCAAUAACGAUAGAUUCGUUGCCAUGCAGCUGCUCAAAAACGCAUGCGUCGCAUCGGGAGGGGUACUGCCAGGGUGCCAGGACACUGGCACCGCCAUUGUAAUCGGCAAGCGGGGCAACCGUGUAUUCACCGAGGGCGACGAAGCCGCUAUCGCCAAAGGGGUAUACAACGCAUACGUCCAGCGGAAGUUCAGGUACAGCCAAAUGUCGCCUCUCAGCAUGUUUGAGGAGGUCAGCACGAAAUGCAACUUACCGGCACAAAUCGAAUUGUACGCGAAGGAAGGGGAUGCUUACAAUUUCCUGUUCAUCGCCAAGGGUGGUGGAUCAGCGAACAAGACCUUCUUGUACCAGCAGACAAAGGCGGUGCUGAAUCCGGACGUGCUGCUAAACUUCUUGGUGGACCAGAUCAAAACCAUCGGAACAUCAGCCUGUCCGCCGUAUCAUCUGGCUGUGGUAAUCGGAGGGCUCUCGGCGGAAAUGACGCUGAAGACAGUGAAGCUUGCCAGCUGCAAGUACCUGGAUGGGCUGCCCAAGGAGGGUGGCAGCUUCGGCCAAGCCUUUAGAGACGUCAAGCUGGAGAGCGAAAUACUGGAUAUGACGCGGAAUCUAGGUAUAGGUGCGCAAUUCGGUGGAAAGUACUUCUGCCAUGACGUCAGGGUCGUACGACUGCCGCGACAUGGAGCGUCAUGUCCCAUCGGUAGGCCCCUUGUGUUUAGAACGCACAUCUGUUGUCCAGGAAUUGGGGUGUCCUGCUCGGCUGAUCGGCAGAUAAUGGCCAAAAUUGAUGCUUCCGGCGUCUACCUGGAAAAACUGGAACAUGACCCAGCACGCUUCCUGCCAGCCAUCGAGGAAGCCAAUGGCGCAGAAGAGGUCAUUGUGAACCUGGAUGCGGGAAUGGAUAAGGUGCUUGAGCAGAUCAGAAAGUACCCAACGAAGCAGCGGUUGCUGUUGAACGGAACUAUGAUAGUGGCCAGGGACAUCGCACAUGCCAGGCUCAGCCAGAUACUGAAGGAAACGGGAGAUCUGCCGGACUACGCCAAGCAGUACCCGAUAUACUACGCAGGACCGGCCAAGCGACCUGACGGAUUAGUGAGUGGCUCGUUUGGGCCUACCACUGCGGGGAGGAUGGACAGCUACGCGGCCAUGUUCAUGGAGAAGCAGGCGUCGCUCAUAACACUGGCCAAGGGCAACCGGUCACGCGCAUUCGCCAACGCCUGCAAAAAGUACGGAGGGGUCUACCUCGGAUCGGUAGGAGGGCCCGCGGCGCUCAUAGCCAAGGACUGCAUAACCAGCGUCGAGGUCAUUGAUUUCCCCGAGCUGGGCAUGGAAGCGGUGCACAAAAUCACCGUCAAAAACUUCCCAGCCUUUGUGGUCGUCGACGCGCAGGGAAACGACUUCUACAAAGAGUGGUGUGGAUGA
This is a messenger RNA of Babesia bigemina, 1857 nucleotides long. Its product is annotated as fumarate hydratase, putative. Gene Ontology annotation, molecular function: fumarate hydratase activity. Gene Ontology annotation, biological process: generation of precursor metabolites and energy. The transcript has 5 exons. The coding region runs from base 1 to 1857 and encodes 618 amino acids. The record is from RefSeq and is a predicted model, not a curated record. NCBI's taxonomy places the organism in Eukaryota, Apicomplexa, Aconoidasida, Piroplasmida, Babesiidae.